GUGCCUUUAAAUUGCUGCUUUUGGAGGGUGCAUCUGGGGGGAGGUGGGAGGGAGGGAAACAUCUCCUACCAGUUUCCCUCCUCCCUCCCCUUCAAGACUCUUCAGGGUUGGAGAGUGAUUGCUGCCCAAAGAGAAUCGCCUUCCGCUCCCCAGCAGGCAGGCUGAGGCCCUCCGGAGCCCCAGGCGAGCCAGAGUAGGAGCUGGUAGGGUUAUCAGUGUCAGGAUCAUUUCCAGGGGAAUAGUUCUGGCCCCUGACUGGUAACGGCAGGGCAGAGGAGAAGAGACCAGAAGAGGAGAGAGAGCGCAACUCCUAGCCCUGUCCCUGCGGGGUCCUUGUGAGCAGCCCAAGUUGGAGGAAGGCUCUGUACUUUCGACUUCCUCGCCAGGAUAUCACCUCUCACCUUGGCAGCCAGGCUGAGAAAGGGCUCCAGGGUCCCCGCAGAAUGACAACUCUCGUCCCUGCAACCCUCUCCUUUCUUCUCCUCUGGACCCUGCCAGGGCAGGUCCUCCUCAGGGUGGCCUUGGCAAAAGAAGUUAAAUCUGGGACCAAGGGGUCCCAGCUCAUGUCCCCCUCUGAUUUCCUGGACAAGCUUAUGGGGCGAACAUCUGGAUAUGAUGCCAGGAUUCGGCCCAAUUUUAAAGGCCCACCCGUGAACGUGACCUGCAACAUCUUCAUCAACAGUUUCGGCUCUGUCACCGAGACUACCAUGGACUAUCGGGUGAAUGUCUUUUUGCGGCAGCAGUGGAAUGACCCACGCCUGGCCUACCGAGAAUAUCCUGACGAUUCACUGGACCUUGAUCCCUCCAUGCUGGACUCUAUCUGGAAGCCAGACCUGUUCUUUGCCAAUGAGAAAGGGGCCAACUUCCAUGAGGUGACCACAGACAACAAGUUACUACGCAUCUUCAAGAAUGGGAAUGUACUCUACAGCAUCAGGCUGACCCUCAUUUUGUCCUGCCCGAUGGACCUCAAGAACUUCCCCAUGGACAUUCAGACCUGCGCGAUGCAGCUGGAGAGCUUUGGCUACACCAUGAAUGACCUUGUGUUUGAGUGGCUGGAAGAUGCUCCUGCUGUCCAAGUGGCUGAGGGGCUGACUAUGCCCCAGUUUAUCUUGCGAGAUGAGAAGGAUCUAGGCUAUUGUACCAAGCACUACAACACAGGGAAAUUCACCUGCAUCGAGGUAAAGUUUCACCUGGAACGGCAGAUGGGCUACUAUCUGAUUCAGAUGUACAUCCCCAGCCUACUCAUUGUCAUCUUGUCCUGGGUCUCCUUCUGGAUCAACAUGGAUGCUGCCCCUGCCCGUGUGGGCCUAGGCAUCACCACCGUGCUCACCAUGACAACUCAGAGCUCUGGCUCCCGGGCCUCUUUGCCUAAGGUGUCCUACGUGAAGGCAAUUGACAUCUGGAUGGCGGUGUGCCUGCUCUUUGUAUUCGCUGCCCUGCUGGAGUACGCUGCUGUCAAUUUUGUCUCCCGUCAGCAUAAGGAAUUCAUUCGACUUCGAAGAAGGCAGAGGCGCCAACGCAUGGAGGAAGAUAUCAUCCAAGAAAGUCGUGUCUAUUUCCGUGGCUAUGGCCUGGGUCACUGCCUGCAGGCAAGGGAUGGAGGUCCAAUGGAAGGGUCUGGCAUUUAUAGCCCCCAACCUCCAGCCCCUCUUCUAAGGGAGGGAGAAACCAUGCAGAAACUCUACGUGGACCAAGCCAAGAGGAUUGACACCAUCUCCCGGGCUGUCUUCCCUUUCACUUUCCUCAUCUUCAACAUCUUUUACUGGGUUGUCUAUAAAGUGCUAUGGUCAGAAGACAUCCACCAGGCACUGUGAAUAGGGUGGAGGCUAGAGAGUCCAGCUGUUGGCUUC
This is a messenger RNA of Ceratotherium simum simum (southern white rhinoceros), 1850 nucleotides long. Its product is annotated as glycine receptor subunit alpha-4. Gene Ontology annotation, biological process: monoatomic ion transmembrane transport. The record is from RefSeq and is a predicted model, not a curated record. Gene Ontology annotation, molecular function: transmitter-gated monoatomic ion channel activity; glycine binding; transmembrane signaling receptor activity. Lineage: Eukaryota; Metazoa; Chordata; Mammalia; Perissodactyla; Rhinocerotidae. Gene Ontology annotation, cellular component: plasma membrane.